AUGAACCAAACAGAGCGAUACCUCUGUGACCCGUCGGUGGUGUGGGCUGUGAAGCGUGCCAAGAUUCUCACUAAUGACUUCAGACGAGAGGUUGAGGAGAUGGCAACAAAGAGUCAUCCGCACUUGGUGCGGCUGCUGGGGUACUGUGUGGACAUGGAUAUGACAACAGAGCACCACGAGCAGAUCGUGAUCUAUGAGUUCUGCGCGAAUGGAGACCUCGAGAAGUACCUUAGUGGCGAGGUCAUGCUGACGAGGCCUGCUGUGGUGGAAGAGAAGGGCAUCAACACGAGCAUCAAGGAUUGGGCUGCUCUCCGCGUGCAAGAUCGAGACGCCCAAGGUCUCAAGGACCCUCAUCUCGACAGCAUUCCUAACGAGCUGCUUCUGCAAGUCGUUGAGCUUGCGUUACGAUGCACUGGCAUGCCUGCUUCCUCGCGCCCGCACAUGCGAGAAGUCGCCGCGAGAUUGGACGCUCUCUCAAAGGAGUUUCUGCAGAAAACGCCAUCGAAGGCCGACUCGCGGCUGGAGAGCAUCGACCAGGAAGUUGCAAUGCGGCACCCGGAGCAGAGCUUGGAUGAUGAGUUUUUACGCAUUGAUGUGAUCUCUGGCGCAUGUGAUUGA
This is a messenger RNA of Closterium sp. Naga37s-1, 618 nucleotides long. The record is from the annotation of a GenBank genome assembly. NCBI's taxonomy places the organism in Eukaryota, Viridiplantae, Streptophyta, Zygnematophyceae, Desmidiales, Closteriaceae.